CAGCAGAUAGCGCGCGAAUUGAGCUGUCAAAAAUCCUAUAAAUUGCUCUACCGCUCCCGGUAGGGAUUUAUAUUAAUUUAUUUUUGCUAAUUAAUUGACAGAAUAUUUAAAAAUGUCUACGCGUUGGUAUCCUAUUUAUCAACGCGGUAACCCACAGCUACGUAUAUUCCUGCCAAAUUUCUGGAUGAAAUUGAUUCGGCCAGCGGAGGAACAGCCAAAGAACGUCGCCACCUUUUCAGUGUCCAUGCAGAUGACCAAAUAUGAUGUACAAAAUUAUCUGGAGAAAAUUUAUAAAUUACCAGUUGUGGACGUACGCACACGUAUUGAAUUGGGAAAAACGAGACGCGAUCAAGUACAUGGCUAUGUGACCAAGGGAGACGACGUUAAGAUUGCUUAUGUAACUCUACCCAGAAACGAAGAGUUUACAUUCCCCGAUUUGUUUGAAACGAAAGAGGAGCAAAAGAAGGCAGAAGAAAAAUCUUUAGAUGACUCGAAACAAGGUUUUAAGCGCUUCCUCGACCGCAAUAAAAAACGUCCUGGAACACCCGGGUGGUACUCUAUUUAGUUUAAUAAGCAUAAAUAUAGUAGAAAUGUGAACCGCACCAAAAAAUGCAUUCUUUUGUACGAAAAGUUUGGGUUAUACAUUACCAGUCCGGUGCUGAGGUUCGUCUAAGCGCCAUCAUCUUCAAAUACCAAAAUGAUUGGGGAUAAUGUGCCACCAUUACAAACUGAAUUUUGUAAAAAUUCCGUUAAUAAAGCGCAUUAAUUUAAUUUA
Molecule: messenger RNA, 775 nt
Organism: Rhagoletis pomonella (apple maggot)
Lineage: Eukaryota; Metazoa; Arthropoda; Insecta; Diptera; Tephritidae
Gene: mRpL23
Product: 39S ribosomal protein L23, mitochondrial
Exons: 2
Coding region: 113-565 (150 amino acids)
Biological process (GO): mitochondrial translation
Cellular component (GO): ribosome; mitochondrial large ribosomal subunit
Molecular function (GO): structural constituent of ribosome
Source: RefSeq, a predicted model, not a curated record